This is a messenger RNA of Nycticebus coucang (slow loris), 4232 nucleotides long. RefSeq names its product PWWP domain containing 3B (gene PWWP3B). The transcript is spliced from 3 exons. NCBI's taxonomy places the organism in Eukaryota, Metazoa, Chordata, Mammalia, Primates, Lorisidae. The coding region runs from base 564 to 2627 and encodes 687 amino acids. The record is from RefSeq and is a predicted model, not a curated record.
AAUCUGCCCGUGAUACCAGGUUAGUUGCAGAAAGGCAGUGCAACCACGGAAGCGCCAAGCAAGAUAAAGGCCCUGCUGGACAAACAGUUGGAGUGAAAAAUCAAGACAGCUGGAUCAAUAGGGCCAGACCCUCCAGGAUCUACCUGACAGUGGCCUAGCUUACUAUCAAAGAUGAAUAUCUGGACAGUCUGUAUAUGAUACCAGUUUACCUUCAGAACAGCAGUACAACCACAGAAGUGCCAAAUGGUUCUCUCCUUCUCUCCUUCAGGACAAGAACGUGGAGUGAGAAUCACGACAGCUACAUCAUAGGGCCAGACCCUUUACAGUGUACAUCACAGUGGUAUCUUCCAGUAUUAUUCCAUUCAUACAUCGUGUUCAAGCAUCCUUGGAAAACUGAAGUGGAGGAGAACAGACCACACAAGCUGUAAAACAUUUGUAGUUCUAAGACAAAAGAGGUUUUGUUAAAAGUAUUGGUUUUUUGUAAACAUAUAUUUAGCAGUAACAAGAACAGGUAGCCACCUCAACCUCUGAUAAUAACCCUUGGCAUACAAACCCAAAUUAUAAUGGAUGCCGAGUAUGUCCUAUGCAAUUGGAAAGACCAGUUGUGGCCAGCAAAAGUUUUGUCCAGAUCUGAAACUUCAUCAGACAGUAAGAGAAAAAAGUCAUUUUCCCUAGAAGUUCAAAUACUCUCACUAGAUGAAAAGAUUAAAGUAGAUAGUACAGAAACAAAGAUACUAAGUAAAUGUCAAAUUGAAGCCAUUGCCUCCUCACUAGCAGUGCAGUCAGAGGUCAGUGGUCCACCUACAGAGGAAAUGACUUAUAGAAGAUCUCUACAAGCAGCACUAGAUAUUCUGAAUGAGAGCACAAAUCUAAGUCAAGCAAGCAUUUCUGAUGAUGAGGAGACCAGUAUACUGUCUGAAAAUGCACCACAAAAUGAGUCUGAUUCACCCCCUCCUAAAAAGUAUCGAAAGCACGAAGGGGACUUAGAAAGUGAAAAUACAAUGUCUCUGCUAAUAUCUUCAGAGAGUGAUGAUUCCCUGCAUGAUGAUAAGCCCCAGGUGCACACAACUGUUGGUACUAUUCCAAGUGAAACUGAAACGAAGUCAUCACAAAGCCCCAGCUUGUGCCAGACUUUACCUUCACUUUUAGAAGAUGAGGAUGAAAAAAAGAGCAAGGAAAAGGUUAAUGCCUCAACAUUUGUCUCUGUGCAUUCCACAACCAAAGAGGAGGAUGUGAGUAUUAAAGAUGAAAAGAUUGUUCCAUGUUCACCAUCAGGUAUUCAUGCUAUGCCCAAAGUUUUGAAAGAGGAGACAGAAGAUACCUGCCAAGAGACCCUGGAUAUUUCCUCUGAAUGCUCUACCCUCUCAGACAAUGUUGAGGAUCCUGGAGAGGGUCCCUCAAAUCCACACUUAGAAGCUAGCCAAACUCAACCUUCUGUGGAAUCAGAGAUGGGUGCUGCAACCUCUACUGGGAGUCAGUCAUGGGAAUGCCAGGAUUCUUCUAGUGCCUGUAAUCCUGUCUUGGAUUAUUCACUUCUUGGGAAUAAUGAAAGAGGUCUUCAGGCACUGGAUUUUGAGGAACUUGAUGACGUUCAAGCUUCUGACAAGUCAUUACCUCAAAAUCCUGUUGAUGUUUCCUUGUUAGAUGACGAUGAGGAAGAAGAAGAACUUCCACGCCUCAUUUUAAAUUAUGAGUCACGUUCAUAUGAAACAGGAAUGAUAGUCUGGUUUAAAUAUCAAAAAUAUCCAUUUUGGCCUGCAGUGGUAAAAAGCAUCAGAAGAAAAGAAAAGAAAGCAAGUGUGCUUUUUGUUGAGGCAGACAUGAAUCCUGAAAAGAAAGGAAUUAGAGUAUCUUUUAGAAGAUUAAAGAAAUUUGAUUGUAAAGAGAAACAAGCACUAGUGGAAAAAGCCAGGGAGGAGUAUAGUGACAGCAUUGACUGGUGCAUUUCCCUGAUUUGUGACUACAGAGUGAGACUAGGAUGUGGCUCUUUUUCAGGCUCUUUCCUUGAGUAUUAUGCUGCUGAUAUUAGUUAUCCAAUUAGGAAAGUGACCAAACAGGAUACCUUCAGGAACAAAUUUCCAAAGCUGCAUAACGAAGAUGCUGGGGAAGCGAUGGUUGUGACUUCCCAGGCCAAGAAAAUGGCCUUCCGGAAAAUUCUCCCUGACCGGAUGAAGGCUGCUCGAGACCGAGCCAACAAGAACCUAGUGGACUUUAUUGUGAAUGCCAAGGGAACAGAGAGUCAUCUUCUGGCCAUUUUAAAUGGCACAAAAGCAUCCAGAUGGCUGAAAUCAUUUUUGAAUGCAAACAGGUUCACACCCUGUAUUGAAACAUAUUUUGAGGAUGAAGAUCAGUUGGAUGAGGUGGUGAAAUAUUUACAAGAAGUCUACAAACAAAUAGAUGAAAGAAUGCUGACUCUGAUAAAAGAUGAUAAAAUUAAAUUCAUCCUAGAAGUUCUUCUCCCAGAAGCAAUUAUUUGUUCAAUUUCUGCUGUUGAUGGCUUAGAUUAUGAGGCAGCUGAAGCAAAGUAUCUAAAAGGACCAUCUUUAGGCUACAGGGAAAGAGAAUUAUUUGAUUCAAAAAUCCUAUUUGAGAAGAGACGGAAACCAUCAACAAAUGAACCUCACUAAAUCUCCUGAGAGUUGAAACCGUAACAGGGAGCUCUGGUAGAUAGUACUAGUUUAAAAAAAUCUCUGAAUGGUUCUAACAUAUAAAUAUCUUCUGAGAAAGGGCUUUGGGUAACGUUCAUUUUUUUCUUCUUGAAAUCUCUAGGAUCUGUGGGUAUCACAAUAUCUUUAUUUCCUUUUCUUGCACUUCUUCAAUUUUGUCAACAUAUUUCAGCAGUUCUGCCUUCCCAUACAUUUUUAGAAUGCGUAAUUCCUACAUGACUUUUAAGGGAAAGUACUAUUUUGUUUAUGACAUUUCUGUGUCUGUGCUGUAUAGUUAAAUACAAUGUGCACAUUUAUUUUCAUAUUAAAAUUGCACUGGUACUAGAUAUUAAGCAAAAUUAUUAGAAAAAAGUCUAAAAGAAUCAGCAAUUAUAUAUUUUUUGCUUAAUUUUUUAUAAAAUAUUGGGUUUUCUCUUAAGAUAGUUGAAUUAUUUUUCCUGCCAUGCCUAUUUAUUUUUGGAAAAAAAUAUCUCUGAGGCAUAGAACCAAAGAUAGAUAUGCUUUGCUAUAUAGUAUAACUGACUGUAAUUGAUCUUGUAAUACACAACCUGAAAUUCAAAUUUAACUGGGUUAAUCUAUCUGCAUGUAAUCUAUAUGUGUGCAAAUAACAUCUCAGCAUGCAGAAAAUAAUUUUGGCAGCCAUUAACAGGAUUUUUCAUUCUACACUUGUCUGAAAUUCCAUUUUUGGAAGUAUCUGUCCUUCAAUGGCUGAAUAAUUUCUUGAAAUAGGCUUCUGGCUGUCUAUAACAAAGAGUGAGUAGAUCUUCAUUAGAUAGCUAUUUGACCAUGUGUGGAAGGCAACUAUAGUCAUUAUAGGUCUGGCCACUCUAUACCUAUGACUCCAGGCUAACUAAGAGCCCAUCUACUUUAAUAUAAACUGUAAAAAACGCAAGCACUUCUUUUUUUGUCUUUUAUCUCCAAAUAUAUAGUCAUUUGUCUCAAACCAAGCAAGCUUUAUAAUCUGGCUUAUUUAUAGAGUAGCUCUAAUUGUUUCCAGUAAUAUAAAUGCUAACUGUCAAGUCAUUCCAAAGUGCUGGAAGAAGUAGAUGGACCAGAAUCUGGGAAUAUGAAAAUAGAUCACAGAAAACGCCUUUAUUUGGCUAAAUAUGACAACUAUCUGCAUAUGGUUAAAAAUAUAUAAUCAGAAGUCCGAAGCCAAUGAGUGGUUUAUUCUAACUUGAAGCAAAAUUUUAGUGAGAAAAUAUUUUAGAAAAGUUAAUUUUAAAAACUUGAUGUGAAAAAAUGCUAAAGGCUUACGAUGAAACUGCACUUUUUUACCUUUUAGAGUGACAACUGUCACUCUUGAGCUCUUACGUGUUCACAUGGAUACAUGUUUAUGUAAAAUUUGGAAAAGUUGCGUGUUUUAAUUCGCAAUAAAAUCCUUAUAUCCUUUACUUUGGAUGUUCGCUUCAUCAUACUAUAGAUUUCAGCUACAUGAAUGAUCUUUUCGUUCAUUUAUAUGCACACGCGUGUGUGUAUAUAUAUAAUUUGUUUAAACUUUUCCUUGUUGCAGUUCCCAUCAUUCUAACACUUGUUAUAAUUCAUCUCAUUCUAAAUAAAUACUUA